Messenger RNA from Pseudocercospora fijiensis CIRAD86, 2013 nucleotides. RefSeq lists its product as uncharacterized. Lineage: Eukaryota; Fungi; Ascomycota; Dothideomycetes; Mycosphaerellales; Mycosphaerellaceae. The record is from RefSeq and is a predicted model, not a curated record. The transcript is spliced from 3 exons. Gene Ontology annotation, cellular component: plasma membrane. Gene Ontology annotation, biological process: iron ion transport; copper ion import; intracellular iron ion homeostasis. Gene Ontology annotation, molecular function: ferric-chelate reductase activity. The annotation marks the transcript as partial.
GGAAUUACCAUGUACAAGCCCACAUGUGCGACAGCAUGUCGCGACAGUGUCUCUAAUCCUCUGGUCUGCAACGACACGUUGUCCGCUCCUGUGACCAAACGUAUGGAAGGCAUGAAGAAGCCUAGUGCAGAAUGCUACGCGAGCAAUGAUCCUUUCUUGGAAUCAGUGGCGUAUUGCAUUUCGUCGCGCUGCCACGACGUGUCGGAUUGGCGACUCGAGCAAUGGUGGGCGAAGAGGAUAGUUGGAAGGCAAUCGCAUCAGCCUCCUCCAAAGCAAACAUACCAACAGACUCUGGCAAAUAUCAUAUCUCCGCCGAAUUCGACAGUGCCAAGCGACCAAAUGCUCAUGCAUACGACUCUGGUCAGUGAUGAAACAUAUCAGAGCAAUUACAAUGCAGAUGGCAUAUUCGAGGUUAAUGAAGCAACGCAUGUGCGCUACGGGCUCGUCCUCUUGCUGGGUGGAGCCGGUAUCCCAAUCGCCCUGUCACUACUGCGAUUCGUGCCUUUUCCACGACAUUGGGUCAGCCAGUUCAAUGCAAUAUUCAUUGAUCCGCCAGCGUUUGGCACUAGACAUCGUGUCCCGUGGCUGAAUACGUUCGUGGCGCCUACUCGAGGACAAGGUCUUUUCAUUACAUACCUUUGGGUGAUCAACAUCGUCCUCUGUUCGGUCGGCUACGAGAAUCGAUGGCCCAACGCAUGGUACACCAGCCCAAGCCAGCAGACAGCGACGUAUGUCUCGUAUCGGACUGGCAUCUUGAGCUUUGCCAAUCUCGCCCUGUUGGUCUUGUAUGCUGGUCGCAAUAAUGUCCUCUUGUGGGUUACCAAUUGGUCGCAUAGCACAUUUCUGCUGCUUCAUCGGUGGAUAGCUUUCAUCUGCUGCCUUCAAGCUUGCAUACACUCCGCAAUGCUGCUUCAGAUAUAUCGUAACUCUCCAGGCUACGACUACUCGUCGGAAAGUCAGCUGCCGUAUUGGGUCUGGGGCAUCGUGGCAACGAUCGGUCUUGUCGUCCUUUUGCCAACAUCGCUUCUCCCAAUACGUCAGAAGUUGUACGAGCUCUUCUUGGCGUGGCAUGUGCUGCUGUCUUUCGUUGUCAUCCUAGGCUGCUAUUGGCAUGUCGUCGAGGCUUUCGGACACCAGUGGGGAUAUGAGACAUGGGUGUAUAUUGCAUUCGCGUGCUGGGCAUUCGAUCGACUCCUUCGGAUUCUCAGAAUUGCGCGGAAUGGUGUCCGGCAUGCACAUGUCACUGUCUUGAGUGAUGAGUACAUCCGCCUCGAUAUUCCAGGAGCCACUGGUACAGGUCAUGCUUAUCUAUACUUUCCUACAUUGAGUUGGAAGGUUUGGGAGAACCAUCCAUUCUCUGUCGCCGGCAUCCUACUCCCAACGGAGGGAACGACCGCCUUAUCCGACCACUCCUGCUCGUUGGCUGCGGACGUAGAGAAACCGGCUCUGCAUGCCGUCGAACCUGUCAUCUCGUCCCCGUCCCCAUCCCAACAUGGUUACUCUAUGAUGCACCGCUCAUCUUACCGGACAGGGCUGACGUUCUUCAUUCGCACCCGGAGAGGUGUCACCUCAAAGCUCAGUUUCCGCAAAGAAGUUCCCGUCUUGAUCGAGUCCUCUUAUGGAAAGACAAUCAUUCCCGAUGAAGAUCUGCAUCCUUGUGCGAACCUGGUCUGUAUCGCUGGUGGAGUCGGAAUCACAGGGAUACUUCCAUACCUGUUUUCACAUGUGGGUUCAAGUAAGCUUUACUGGGGAAACAGAACGGACGCACUCGUCGCUUCCAUAGAAAGCAUCUUGCAAACCCUAGCCCCUCGGACGGAGACCACAAUUGUGCAAGGAAAAAGACUCGAGCUACGCACAGUUCUCGAACAAGAAGUCGCGGUCGAUGGCGGUACUUUGAUCGUCGUCAGUGGUCCUGCGAGCAUGGCAGAUGACGUACGCUCCAUUGUCUGCGAUUUGGUGAAGCAGCACAAGACGGCCGUGAUACAUUUCAAGGAGGAAUCCUACAGUUGGUAG